Molecule: messenger RNA, 764 nt
Organism: Carya illinoinensis
Lineage: Eukaryota; Viridiplantae; Streptophyta; Magnoliopsida; Fagales; Juglandaceae
Product: nuclear transport factor 2B
Exons: 2
Coding region: 138-509 (123 amino acids)
Biological process (GO): nucleocytoplasmic transport
Cellular component (GO): nuclear pore central transport channel
Source: RefSeq, a predicted model, not a curated record
GAGAAGAAGGGUCCAUAAAAUAGAAGCGUCCAGUAAAAACUCGAAACUCCCUUCUGCGCUACGCGAGUAUUUCUUCUCUUUCUCUAGGUCUCUUGUUUUUUGCGUCGGAGGCGGGGCAUUGCUCGGGUGCGGUGGAGAUGGAUCCGGACCAGUUGGCCAAAGCAUUCGUGGAGCACUACUACUCGACGUUCGAUGCGAACCGUGCGGGGCUGGUGAGCCUCUACCAGGACGAGUCGAUGCUGACCUUCGAGGGCCAGAAGACCCAAGGCUCCCAGAACAUCGUCGCCAAGCUCACUAGCCUCCCCUUCCAGCAGUGCCAGCACGGCAUCACUACCGUCGAUUGCCAGCCCUCUGGCCCCGCCGGUGGCAUGCUCGUCUUCGUCAGCGGCAACCUCCAGCUUGCCGGCGAACAGCACGCCCUCAAGUUCAGCCAGAUGUUCCAUUUGAUGCCAACACCUCAAGGAAGCUUUUAUGUGUUGAAUGACAUAUUCCGUUUGAACUAUGCAUGAAGACAUGAUUGACCAAACUUCAACAAAUGGCGUAAAUGUAACCAGCACAUACUCUGGAUUAGAGCCUGUUUACAUGUCAGUUCUAGACAUAUCAAAUGGAAAGUGGGUCCUCGAUCUUUGGAUAGUUAUUAUGUUCCAUUUAGCUUUUUUGUCCCAAAUUUGUGAGAUUGUUGGUUGUGAUUGUUCAAGUGGAAGAUACUUCUUUUUAUUUUUACACAACUGUUUGAAUGAAUUUUGCAUUUGAGAUUUUGAACA